Molecule: messenger RNA, 2522 nt
Organism: Tachysurus vachellii
Lineage: Eukaryota; Metazoa; Chordata; Actinopteri; Siluriformes; Bagridae
Gene: abce1
Product: ATP-binding cassette, sub-family E (OABP), member 1
Exons: 18
Coding region: 229-2028 (599 amino acids)
Biological process (GO): ribosomal subunit export from nucleus; translational initiation; translational termination
Molecular function (GO): ATP hydrolysis activity; ribosomal small subunit binding; iron ion binding
Source: RefSeq, a predicted model, not a curated record
GCUUCUCUUCGUCGCAUAGCGAAAUACGUAAAGACUCCUUUCGGCCAUCUUUCUCCCUGCCGGCUUGUGCGUGUGAGGAGCACGUUGGCUGAUGCGCGUUGGAUUAUAACCAAAUAUCUCCGCCUCAUAAACCGUCCGAAGUCUCUGCGGACACCGGGUGAGGCACCCAGCUCAUCUUGGCUAUAAACAGCGUUCUGUGGUGAAUCUGCGGUAAACAGCGACGACGGUAUGGCCGACAAGAACACGCGAAUCGCUAUCGUCAACCACGACAAGUGCAAGCCGAAGAAAUGCAGGCAGGAGUGUAAGAAGAGCUGUCCUGUGGUGAGGAUGGGGAAGCUGUGUAUCGAAGUGACGCCACAGUGUAAGAUCGUGUGGAUCUCCGAAUCGCUGUGUAUAGGCUGCGGCAUCUGCAUCAAGAAAUGUCCUUUUGGUGCUCUGUCUAUUGUAAACCUGCCGAGUAACCUGGAGAAGGAGACCACACACAGAUACUGCGCCAACUCCUUCAAACUGCACAGGUUGCCUAUUCCACGUCCUGGAGAAGUGUUGGGGUUGGUGGGGACUAAUGGUAUUGGAAAGUCCACUGCUCUCAAAAUCCUGGCAGGAAAACAGAAACCCAACCUCGGCAAAUAUGAUGCUCCCCCGGACUGGCAGGAGAUCCUGGCUUAUUUCCGAGGCUCCGAGCUGCAAAACUAUUUCACCAAGAUCCUGGAGGACGACCUCAAGGCUAUUGUAAAGCCGCAGUACGUCGACCAGAUCCCCAAAACCGUUAAGGGGACAGUAGGUGCAAUUUUGAGCAGGAAAGAUGACACUAAAAGUGAGGAGGUGGUGUGUGGGCAGCUAGAUCUGCUGCAUCUGAGGGAUCGCAACGUUGAGGACCUGUCAGGAGGAGAGCUGCAGAGAUUCGCCUGCGCUGUCGUCUGUAUCCAGAGAGCAGACAUUUUCAUGUUUGACGAGCCGUCCAGUUAUCUCGAUGUGAAGCAGAGGCUGAGAGCUGCCAUCACCAUCCGAUCUCUUAUCUCACCCGACAGGUACAUCAUCGUGGUGGAACACGAUCUGAGUGUGUUGGAUUACCUGUCUGAUUUCAUCUGUUGUCUCUACGGUGUGCCGAGUGCUUAUGGAGUUGUCACCAUGCCCUUCAGUGUCCGAGAAGGUAUUAAUAUCUUCUUGGACGGCUACGUGCCGACGGAGAACCUGCGUUUCCGUGAGACCUCGCUGGUGUUUAAAGUGGCAGAGACGGCAGCCGAGGAGGAGGUGAAGAAGAUGUGCCGCUAUCAGUAUCCCAACAUGUGCAAGAGCAUGGGAGACUUCACCCUCACCAUCACAGAGGGAGAGUUCACCGACUCGGAGAUCAUGGUUAUGCUUGGGGAGAACGGUACUGGGAAAACUACAUUCAUCAGACUGCUCGCUGGAGGACUGAAACCUGAUGGAGGAGGCGAUGUGCCGAUUCUGAACGUGAGCUACAAGCCUCAGAAGAUCAGCCCCAAGUUUAAAGGCAGCGUCCGUGCUUUGCUUCACGAUAAGAUCAGAGACGCAUACACACACCCCCAAUUUGUCACCGACGUCAUGAAGCCCAUGCAGAUCGAGAGCAUAAUCGACCAGGACGUUCAGAAUCUGUCUGGAGGUGAGUUGCAGCGUGUGGCGCUGGCUCUGUGUUUGGGGAAACCGGCUGAUGUUUAUCUGAUUGACGAACCGUCAGCCUACCUGGACUCCGAGCAGCGUCUCAUGGCCGCUCGUGUCAUCAAACGAUUCAUUCUGCACGCAAAGAAAACCGCUUUCGUGGUGGAGCACGACUUCAUAAUGGCCACGUAUCUGGCCGACCGAGUCAUCGUGUUUGACGGCAUUCCCUCCAGAAACACCUGCGCCAACACGCCACAGAAUCUGCUGGCUGGCAUGAAUAAGUUCCUGGCACAGCUGGAGAUCACAUUCAGAAGAGAUCCAAACAAUUUCAGACCAAGAAUCAACAAGCUCCACUCUAUCAAGGAUGUGGACCAAAAGAAGACGGGCAACUAUUUUUUCCUGGAUGACUGAAGCAUCCCUUCAUGAAAUAAAGAUAAAAUCCCCCCAUAUGGUCUUUUUUCAUCAGACAGGUCUCUCCCAAUGCGUGACAUCAUCCAGGGAGAAGCACCAGGACUGUUUACUUUCAACACUGACACACAAACACCACCGUUUUGUUUAACAGGUCCAAUAAACCCCAGGGCUUAUUAUUCAUCCUCAUGUCCUGUUUCAUCAGUGCUGAUCCUCUAACAGACCAAAAUCACUGAACAGCAAACAGGAAGUGUGGGAUUUUUGUUUUCAUUCAAAUGUCUAGUCUGUAUAGAGGAAUGGGAUAAAAUCGAGGAGAGACUGUUUAAAAGAAAAGUAUCAACAGGACCUAGACUUUUUUUUUUCCUUUGGGUGACCAAUAAUAAGUCUUUUCUUUUUUUCUGGUCACAGAAAGUGAGGGAAAAACAAACAAGUGUAUAGUUUGAUUAAAAUAUUUUAAUCAUUAUGCCAUGAAACAUCUUAUUAAAUAAUCCAUUUAA